AUGCACUUCACAAUCGCCGCUCUUCUUGCUUGCAGCGUUGUGGUCAACUCCAUGCCCGGCGGCGGCUGGUCCAAGACUACUUCUAGUUGCAUCACCAAGUCCACUUGCUCCGCCACUACCGUCCCCUACACGUCCAUCUUCACCAAGCCCGAGACUUCUGUCUCCACUUGUGUUACCAGCUACCCUUCCACUCACACAGGUUCCGAGACUAAAGUCUACACAACUACUGAAGCUUCUUCCACCAUCGGCAAGUCGACUGAGACAGUCUGGAGCACCGUCACCAAAUCCAAUGUUUGGACCACCUACACCCAGGUUUGCACCAAGAAGCCAGUUGUCUCUACAAAGACCUGGGUUGAGACUAAGCCCGUGGUCACUUAUGUUCCUUUCACCUCAACUGUUUACGUCACUGAGACUAAGACCACCACGGUCCCCAAGACUUAUGUCACCUACUCUCCUACCACAGAGUACAAGACCAUCACCACCCAGAAGCCUUACACUUCUGUUGGUUACAGCACUGAGAGCAAGUGUAAGAGCACUACCUCCUGGACGACCUGGGGCUGGUAA
Molecule: messenger RNA, 564 nt
Organism: Aureobasidium namibiae CBS 147.97
Lineage: Eukaryota; Fungi; Ascomycota; Dothideomycetes; Dothideales; Saccotheciaceae
Exons: 3
Coding region: 1-564 (187 amino acids)
Source: RefSeq, a predicted model, not a curated record